AUGGUGUCCUUCCUUAGCCUCCCAUUUCUGAUCCGCCGUCGAAUCUAUGUCCUUGCCGGCCUCGUCCGGUUCUGCCCAAUCGACCUGAAUCAUGAAGGUCCUCAAAAGGUCGAGUACGCUCGAAGGUGCUUCGACUACCUCGAUGAGGCGUACGAUGGUUGGAGACCGCCGAUCGAGGGUCCUUCCGACUUCUUGAUAUCCACCGCGGACUUACUCGCUGAGUACAGCUGUUUCUACCGGUCCAAGCGGUUUCAGGGUCAUGCGCCAUUCCCUGGGCCAGAUGGGCUAGACUGCGUCUGUGGCCCUCUUCCCCGGGGCCUCCUCUUGGUGUGUCGCGCCAUUCAUAUCGAGGUAGUGACAAUCCUCUAUGCCGAAAAUCAGUUCAAAAUCUCCCGCUCUGGCCCGGGUGGCCUCAAGGCCCUAUCGCAGCUCAGCCCAAAGGCACUGGGCGCCAUGACCAGCCUUCAUGUUGGACUCACCGCCUGUGGCUGUGUGCUGGGCCAAACCUGCUCUCCCCACGAGCCCAAUCCAUUGAUCUAUCCGUGCUUUUCCUGUCACCCCGGCUGUAAAUGUGGAGUCGGCUCCCCCUUCUUUUCCCACAAUCCCAGCAUGCGGUCUCUGCCACAAGAGUGGGAAAGACUCGUCCUUGUCCUCGCUGCGCAAUUGACGCCGGGUCGACUCCGACUGAGCGUUGUCUGCGACACACUCGACCACGCCGCGGCCCAACAGAUUCUCCUGCCGCUGGAGAGAUUACCGCUCCUCAAGAGCUGUGCCGUCCGUCUCGGCCAGCAGCCUGACCACCACCUUCGGCGCCUAGCCCAAACCACCGUUCACCAGGUUACAGGCCACUCCGCUCACCUCAGGCCGCCUUUCGGUGGGACGACCUCCCUGAUGAACUCCAACUACAGAUUCUCCGCCAUUCAGGCCUUGUCGCACCUAGGACCAUUGAAUGGGUGGAGGGGAAGGGCACUACCAGGCCAUCCUGCUGCCAGCAGUUGGCCUCGAGACCACUUCCUAGUCAACCACAAGUUUCGGCAUCAGGCCCUCCAGAUCUUCUACCGCUCCAACACAUUCUCAGUCGAGACACUUGACGCUCACUGGGAUCGGGACAUGUCGCAUCACCUUGAGCAUCGAUCGGCUCUUGUCUUCCUUCAGUCGAUCCCGCGUGACGCCUUGCCACAUAUCUACUCCCUUCGGAUCAUCUUUCCCACCUUUCAUAACGACGGCCUUUGCCCAGGGACCCCAUCACUUACCAACUGGACAGACACUCUCAGAUUCAUCCAGGGACACCUGCCUCUUGCCCACCUCGACCUCGCCCUCUGCAUUGCCUUCGCCAGCCAGGACGAUGGAUAUGUCACAGGCUGGGAGGACAAGGAGUGGGCCUUUUACCAGCGAAUGGUUGCGCCAGCAGUUAUCCUCCGGGGUAUUCGAAACCUCUUCGCCAUCUUCCCACCGACUGGAGACGCCCCUCGUGAGGCACGGAACCGCCUCCGUGAGAGAGACCUCCAGACUCGAACCCUAGGCUGGACUUCUCCACUUACGCGCGUAACGAAGCCCCGAGAAGGACAAGGACAUCCAGAAAUGGAAGAGAUAUGGGAUGCUGGCCCAAUUACCCUUGGCCCGUCUGGCGAGCGGAUCUGGCCUCCAUGGUAG
Molecule: messenger RNA, 1653 nt
Organism: Cladophialophora psammophila CBS 110553
Lineage: Eukaryota; Fungi; Ascomycota; Eurotiomycetes; Chaetothyriales; Herpotrichiellaceae
Exons: 2
Coding region: 1-1653 (550 amino acids)
Source: RefSeq, a predicted model, not a curated record